AUGUCCUCUCUAAAGCGUAUCACCAAGGAGCUUAAUGAUUUGGGAAGAGACCCCCCAACCUCCUGUUCUGCUGGCCCAGUAGGCGAUGACGUAUAUCACUGGCAAGCUUCCAUCAUGGGUCCUCCAGACUCCCCAUACGCCGGUGGUGUCUUUUUCCUUUCGAUCCAUUUCCCAACAGAUUACCCUUUCAAGCCUCCAAAGAUCUCCUUCACCACUAAGAUCUACCACCCAAAUAUCAACUCCAACGGUAACAUCUGUCUAGAUAUCCUAAAAGACCAGUGGUCCCCAGCUUUGACCAUCUCGAAAGUCUUGCUAUCCAUCUGCUCGCUUCUAACAGAUGCCAACCCAGACGAUCCAUUGGUCCCUGAAAUCGCUCAUCUAUACAAGACCGAUAGAGCUAAGUACGAGGCCACCGCAAAGGAGUGGACCAAAAAAUACGCUAUCUAG
Molecule: messenger RNA, 447 nt
Organism: Kluyveromyces marxianus DMKU3-1042
Lineage: Eukaryota; Fungi; Ascomycota; Saccharomycetes; Saccharomycetales; Saccharomycetaceae
Gene: UBC4
Product: ubiquitin-conjugating enzyme E2 4
Exons: 2
Coding region: 1-447 (148 amino acids)
Biological process (GO): protein polyubiquitination; ubiquitin-dependent protein catabolic process
Cellular component (GO): nucleus
Molecular function (GO): ubiquitin conjugating enzyme activity
Source: RefSeq, a predicted model, not a curated record